This is a messenger RNA of Acanthopagrus latus (yellowfin seabream), 3169 nucleotides long. It is a transcript of the gene ldhbb, whose product is annotated as lactate dehydrogenase Bb. The transcript has 8 exons. Gene Ontology annotation, molecular function: L-lactate dehydrogenase (NAD+) activity. Gene Ontology annotation, biological process: carboxylic acid metabolic process. The record is from RefSeq and is a predicted model, not a curated record. The coding region runs from base 1785 to 2852 and encodes 355 amino acids. Gene Ontology annotation, cellular component: cytoplasm. NCBI's taxonomy places the organism in Eukaryota, Metazoa, Chordata, Actinopteri, Spariformes, Sparidae.
UUUUAAGCGGAAAUUUGAAGAUUUAGACUGGAUUUGGGAGGAUUUUGGGGUGUACUCGUCCAAUCAUUUCUCUCUAAGAAGUGACAACAGCAGAAUUUAUUUUGCAUGUGUCCUGCUCUUCAUGCUCUCUACUCCUUGUGCAAAUUUAAGGCUUUUCGGUGCUUUUCAGCCUCCAUAGAAUUGGAAAUUAAAUGUGUUUUAGUCAUCUAUUCAUCCAUCACGUGUAAGCGGGACAUCCUACAGUUGUUUUUAUCCCAGCUUCCUGUUUCUCUGUUCACUAAAGAGAAAUGAAAAAUAAUAUUUUGUUUGUGUCUCUUCUCUUGAGGUGUUUCAUGGAUUGUUUGUUUGAAACACAGUUUUAUUCAGGAGCUUGUGUGUCAUUAAAUAUUCAACCAGAUGAAUAGAAGAAAUGUUAUUAUAGUUAAAUGUUUUGCAGGAGGUAUUAUCCCAUUAGCAGGGCUCCAAAUUUACACCAGCCAAAAAAACAGGUAGUCUGCUGACCAGAUAUUUGAGCAUUCACUUUCUGUUUUGCAGGUGGGCAAAAAGGUUACCUUUGCACCCUGAGGUAGUUGAGUAGUUGUACUGAAAGUGACUGUUUAUAAGUAUUUUGAAUUGUAGUUUUCUAAUGCUUAAGGUGUCUCUGCCACCUGUUCUGCACGCUGUCUGUGUUCAAGCUCAAGCUCACAUACAAGCAUUCGACAAGUCACUAAACCGCUGUCUUGUUUUUCUGUUGCUACUGUGGUGCCUUGAUCAUUCCUGUAUUUUUAUUUUGGGUUAUUAAAAGUCAUGAAAUCUUCUCUUCCCUCCAUGUCCUUGCAGACUAAGCCAGCUCAUUAAUGACUGCUUGUGUUUACUCUCUCCGGGCGCGCAUUGCUUUAAUCCAGUUUCACUCUGGGCAAGUGAAUGGACAGUUUUACCGCUGCGCUUUCAUUCCAGAGGGAGAUGACUCGGUUUUUUUGCAGACGUCUUGGCUCACAGAGACGUGAUUCAUUUCAGAACUGGUUCAUCAACAACAGUAAUCUCGUGCGCAGAUCGCAGUAUGUGCAAUCUGCAGCAGGACGUAAAAACAGUCCCCUAAAUGUGCAACAUGCUGAAAUUCAGUGGCAGCUAGGUCAUGCGUGAUUCAGAUUUCCACAUACCUGUUACUUAACAGUGGAAGGGUUAUAGUUUUAAGUAGUUUGUUUUUAUUUAUUUAUUUAUUUAUUUAUUUUGCACAGUAAAACAAAGCAGCAGACAACAACAAAGGAAAUUAAAGCAAAACUUGCACACCUUUAGAGGCUUAUAGAACAAAUUUCACCUCCACAGAAACAAGCAAACAAGCAGCUAUAGGAACCAGAGAGGCAGAUAUCAGAUAAUGCAUUAUACUGUCACAUUUCCUACACUGUUCAUGAUAGAAAUAAUUUGCUUCUGUUCUCCAGAUUCAUCUUAUUAGAUACAAGGUUACUGUUUAUCUGUAGUCCAGGUGCAGCAGAUGGAGGCCGCGUUAAGGGAUUACUGUAACUCCUUUAACAGUCUGCAGUCAAGUUCGCCAUCCGAUUAUAGUCCUCUGUCCUCCAUUUGGGGAGGAGGGUGGAGGGAGGCAGAGGAGAGGAGCUCUGUGCAGCUCACAGCUCCACAGUCCGGCCUCAGAGUCACAUGCGCUCUGUGCUGCCGCUGCAGCUGACUGGACACCUGCCUCGACUGUCUGGACUGCACACACACACGCAGUGACUGGAGGAGGUGUUGUGGAUGCAGAGGGUACGCAGCUCUGUGAGAACACACCUUAGGUAUCCAUUCAGUCUGCCAUGCUGAUCACAUGGUGGUAUUUAUACCUCGCAGCUCGGAGCAUCGCAGAGAAAUCACUGAAAAUGGCCUCAAUCCUGCAGAAGCUGAUCACCCCGCUGUUCAGUGGUCCUCCUGAGCCCCCCAGGAAUAAAGUGACAGUGGUGGGCGUGGGCCAGGUUGGCAUGGCCUGUGCUGUCAGCAUCCUGCUCAGGGAGCUGGUGGAUGAACUGGCCCUGGUGGAUGUGAUGGAGGACAAGCUGAAAGGAGAGAUGAUGGACCUGCAGCACGGCAGCCUCUUCCUCAAAACACCUAAAAUAGUCGCAAACAAAGACUACUCUGUGACAGCAAACUCCCGCAUUGUGGUGGUGACGGCAGGAGUCCGUCAGCAGGAGGGAGAGAGCCGGCUGAACCUCGUCCAGAGGAACGUCAACAUCUUUAAACACAUCGUCCCUCAGAUCGUCAGGUACAGCCCCGACUGCAUCAUCAUCGUGGUUUCCAACCCAGUUGAUGUGCUGACAUAUGUGACCUGGAAACUGAGCGGCCUUCCCAAGCACCGCGUCAUCGGCAGCGGCACCAACUUGGACUCGGCACGCUUCCGCUUCCUGAUGGCCGACAAACUGGGAAUCCACGCCAGCAGCUUCAACGGAUGGAUCCUGGGAGAGCAUGGAGACACCAGCGUGCCUGUGUGGAGCGGGACAAAUGUGGCUGGAGUCAACCUGCAGACGUUAAACCCGAACAUCGGCACCGACUGCGACGAUGAGAACUGGAAGGAAACCCACAAGAUGGUGGUGGACAGCGCAUACGAGGUGAUCAAACUGAAGGGUUACACCAACUGGGCCAUCGGUCUGAGUGUAGCUGACCUGACGGAGAGCCUCAUCAGGAACAUGAACAGGAUUCAUCCAGUGUCCACCAUGGUGCAGGGCAUGUAUGGAAUCAGUGACCAGGUGUAUCUGAGUCUGCCCUGCGUGCUGAACAGCAGAGGCGUGUCCAGCGUGGUCAACAUGACCCUGACAGAUGACGAGGUGGCUCAGCUGCAAGCCAGUGCCAACACGCUGUGGGACAUCCAGAAGGACCUGCAGGACAUCUAACUGAGCAGCAGGGGGCGCUGUAGCUGCACCUCCCUGACUGCUCAUCACUUACAUCAUUAUCACUGUGCAGUCACUAAAACACCACACAGCUCCACCUUCUACACCUUCAGCCCACUGCCCUCUGUAGAUUCACAGGCGUUGUUAAAUAGCCUCAGAUCUUGCUGUAGGUUUCAGUUUGUACUCGUCUGCACACUGGAGAUGAAACGUUACAUCAGCUGAGUCAAGCGCUGCCCUGACUCAUUUGUCCUCGACUGUGCUGCAUUGUGGGAACACUCAUGUCGCUCUGAUGUGUAAUAAAGUUUGCUGUUGCCCGAACA